Molecule: messenger RNA, 552 nt
Organism: Populus trichocarpa (black cottonwood)
Lineage: Eukaryota; Viridiplantae; Streptophyta; Magnoliopsida; Malpighiales; Salicaceae
Exons: 1
Coding region: 149-355 (68 amino acids)
Source: RefSeq, a predicted model, not a curated record
UUCAUGACCAACAAAGAAGAGUAGGGAAACCCUGCUGCAAUAUAGCGGUAUAUAAAGCCCUCAAUUCCCAUUCCCUUUCCUCUAGUGCAAAAACCUGUGUCUCUCCUCUCUAAAAACAGUGGCAAGAUAUAUAAUUUAGAAGUGAAAGAUGGGUAUGGUCGUGGUGAUCUCUUUGCCUUUGAUAAUCUUUUGCCUGCUUCUUGGUUUUGGAUGUUACUACUUGGGGAGGUACAAGGGAAGACAAGAUACCCGUACAAAUGCUCAGGUAUUUGGAGAUCCUAUUCCACCACCUGGUUUUGCUAGUACGCCACCUCCUCCACCUCAUACCAAGCCAGACAACUUGCACAGUGUUUAGGCUGACUUUUUUUUUUUUGGUUUUGAUUUGUUUUCCACUGUCUUAUAUGGGGGUAUAGAGAGUGAUGGUUUAUGCUGUUGAGAUGUAUGGUGUGGUUUUUAGCAUUAUUUCGUGUGUGAAUUUUGAGGUGAAAAAUUGGCCCAAUUGAACUGUGUAAUUAUACGGGUUGGCUGUUGUAUAUUGUUUUUCUCUCCUCA